Molecule: messenger RNA, 5783 nt
Organism: Pezoporus occidentalis (night parrot)
Lineage: Eukaryota; Metazoa; Chordata; Aves; Psittaciformes; Psittacidae
Gene: RADX
Product: RPA1 related single stranded DNA binding protein, X-linked
Exons: 15
Coding region: 189-2843 (884 amino acids)
Biological process (GO): regulation of DNA repair
Cellular component (GO): replication fork
Molecular function (GO): single-stranded DNA binding
Source: RefSeq, a predicted model, not a curated record
UGGCUCUCGGCGCGCGCGCGCACCAGCUCCACCCCGCGCGAAGGAUGGCGGCGCUCCGGCUGGGCCCGUGACUGCGGGAGGCUCAGGCUGACGCCGCCGCCCUCCCCAGAAGCGGGCCCGGGCCCCGGCCCCGGCCCCGGCUGUCGGCAGCGCGGCGCGGCGCGGGGGAGGGACUGCGCGAAGCUGUUAUGCAGGACCCUACCCCAGAGAGCGGCGGGAGCGCCCGCCCUGACGAGGAGAGGCGGGAGGAGGCGGUGGCGGUGCCGGCGAGCGGCAGUGCCUCCUGGCUUCAGAGGGUCUUUGAGGAAGCGCGAGGCGAUUCGCAGCUGAGCGUGGCCCCGGCGGAGCCGCCGCCCGUGACGGUAGUGGCGGUGGAGCGGUACCUGGCCGGGGCGCAGCCCGCCGGCGCCGCGCAGUACUGGUACGACGUGACGCUGGCGAGCGGCGCGUACCAGCAGCGCUGCUACCUGGCGCCGCGCCUCAAUGGCCUGGUGCAGCGCGCGCACCUGCACGCCGGUGUGCGCCUGCGCCUCACGCGCUGCUCCUACCGCUACGAGGAGAAGCGCCUCAACUACGGGUUCCCGUGCCUGGAGGAGCUGGAGCUGGCCUGCGGCGCCGAGCCCACCCCCGCCGCCCUGCCCCGCGGCCGCCUGCCGCCCCUUCGCGGCGACAAGAAGCACUACCUGCCGCUGUGGAACAACGAGGAUCCUUACGGGGACGUGUGGGUGGCAGACAAGCCCCAGGCGAAGGUGAACGUCGACGUCUCCAAGGUGAUUUCUCUUGGUCAGCUGGAAAUGACAUGGAGAAGCAGAGUUCACUACCAUCCACUUCUUGUGAGAGUCCUGCACAAAUCUAGACUAAGGUACUACGGGAAACCAGAGAAAAAAAUGGAUAUGCCUUAUCAGGCUUACUUUGAAGUUGCUGAUGGUUCAGGCAUGAUGUCAAUGGUUUUGUGGAACUCAUUGUGUCCUGAAUGGUAUAACAGUAUGAAGGUUGGCACAGUAUUACUUCUUGAGCAGUACGCUGUCAAAACCAGUUACCCAUUUAAAACAAAACCAACCCCAGGGGAUUCACAGAUGAAGAGAUUUGCUACAAUUGAAAUCAGCCUUAAUGUUCGCGAUCCUCCUACUAAAAUAACUAUUAUUCCAGAAGAAAUGGUUAAGCCAGAGUGGGGAUUACCUGAAGUUAAAUAUCGAUUUAUCACAAGGUCAGAACUGGAUGGCUUACCACACAACCAUUCCUGUGAUGUUAUUGGUCUUGUGACAUUCGUAGGAAGGGCUGAACGAACAAGAAAGAAAGAGCAUGGUGAAGACUUCUGGCUCUAUCGUUGGGCACAUGCCAUUGACGGGACCUCAGACCAACCAUUCAUACUGGAAUUAUUUGCAACUUCUCAACCAGAAGUGUUUGAGCAUAUUCACCCAAUGACAUAUUUGGUGUGUACACAGAUGAGAGUGGUACGGGACCUCACUGAGAAUCUUUCCAGCACAGUUUACCUUACAACUUCAAAUGAAAGUCAAAUAUUCAUUACAGGGUGGCACAGGGGCCAGCCAUACACCAAGGAUACCAAAGUAAGAAACUUCAUACAGUGGACUAAAACACAAAAUGAAGUUGAUCAAAUGGAGAAAGCUGUCAUUGGUGGCUAUUAUCCUUUUCCACGACCUCCAAAUAACUUUUUGAAAUACUGUAAAAACAAUAAAGUUGAAUCUGUUUUGAAAGCUAUAGGUGAAACAGUGAAAGAGAUUGAAGACUUGCAUUACAGAGAGCGCAAGCGCAUCGCUGUUCAGGGAAUAAUUAGUGCCAUAAGAUACAUCAGCUGUAGCAAUGUGGCUGAAGAAGCCUUAGGAGUGGAACUUGCUCAGAAGGAUAAUUCUCAGUCCCUUGAAAGUUCUGCUGUGUCCAAAGAAGACUCUGUUCACAAGGAAAAAGGCACCAACCUUCAGAAUAAAGAAGCUAAGUCUUUUCUGGAGUCACAGUACACUCCUGGUGAAAAACAUCAUCACCAAGCUCUGCUGUCCCAAAAGAGUUCAGUCAAGAGAAAGAUGCCGCACAGGUUAAAUACAGAUGCACAACAGAGAAGUGCAUCCGUUACUCCUGUAUCAUCUCACCACUAUUUCACACGGUCUGCAAGAAGAAAACUUGGCUUGGAUGAGUUUCAACAUGAAGAUACUGUGCAAGAUAAAAAUAGACAGACUCUGUCAGACAGUUCACAGCACUCCACAGACCAAGAAGGAAUGAGUGAUACACUUGAAACUGAAGAGGCUGGAAGAGCUUGUGGUUUGUGGCAGAGUGACCUGUGGGCACAAGUGAAAGACAAGUUAAUGAAAUAUUUGCAUCACAGCACAAUUUUCCCAGAAAGCAUACCACGUAAAUUUGAUUAUGUGCACAGAGACUUGCUUAUGCAACAGUACAACCUUCAUGCAGCAGUGCACCAGCCAAAAGAAACCAGAACACAUAAAAAUAUCAGUGACUUUAAAAGUGCUAGUGGCCUUGGGUAUUAUGAAGUGACAGUCCUGGGUAUAAACCACGAUGUAGCAAUAGAUGUUGCAUUUCUUCCACUGUUUUGUCCUGAUGAUCCCCACUUAUUUCAACUAGAAGACAUUCAAAAUGAUACGUUACUGUCUUGUAUGAGUUGCAUCUCUGAAAGUCAGCAGACAGCCAGUAGCAAUGGAAGACUUCCUGGCAUGUUUCCACUUUCAGAUGAAAUUGUAAAAGCAGCGAUGGAUCUAGAUGGCAAACAUGUUGUCUGCAUCCUGGACAUCUGUCACUUGGGUGGUGAUAAGGUGGAAGUCUUUCUAAGCAAAAUCUACAAGACAGUGGAACCCAAUGUGAUGGAUGCAGUGUAAUUUAAUAACUUAUUUUUCAAAUUUAUCUUGCUCAAAAAGAGGGAAAUAAAAUUGCUGUAACUUGAAUAUACCCUCUAUAUAUUGCACUUUCCUAGAACUAGCAGACACAAAUGUAAAAUUAUGUUUCUUACAGCAGUUGUAAUGGACAUCUGUGUAGCUGAGAAGGAGACCUCUUGAAACAGAUUACACAAUGUCUUGGUCACUUAUGUUCAAGAAGGGUGAAUGGACAAUACAGUGAAUUUAUCUUUUGAUACCAUGAUACAGUAUGAUUGCCAUCUCUCUCUGCCUUUGCGCAUACGUACACAGGAAAUGUAUGUAUCAGGUUGAGAACUGAAAAGAGGGGCAGGCUUUCCCAAUUAAAGGCAAUGUUUGCAAAAGAAUUAACAGGCUGUGAUAAAAAUUCAGGCUGGAAAUUAGAAUAAUUUUGAGGAUUAGAACUGUUACGUUCUGUAGUGAUCUUUUAGUGACAAUCUUGAAGCUUACUGUGUUUUGAGAAAACAAUUAAAUACCAUGGUGCCUUCAGUACUUAGGUCUGGGCUUUUGGUGAUCCAAAAACCAUUUUCAGUUCUUCUUACCUGAACAAGGUCAACUGCUGGGUUUUUUUGUAUGGCUGCUUUUGUAUAUACAUUUUUGGGUAGUAAGUGUAAAAAACCAAAGUGUUUUAACAUAUUUUAUUUAUUAAUUAAAAAAAUUAUUAAAUAUUUAAAAAAAAAAGAAACUUUAUUAGUGGAAGUUGCUUCUAGCUUUGCAAGAGCAAAACUGACUUUAAGGAGUGCUUAGCAUGGCAGGAUCCCGUUUGUCACAUGAUUGGGGAUUUUUCUGUUGAUCAGUACUAUCGUCUUUCUUUGUAGUAAUAGCUGUGUUCUGAAUACAUGAAGGAGCUCAGCAGCUGUGAGAAGCUGCUACUACUGCAAGAGCAAGAGACUCUGUAAAAUUCUGACAACUUUUUGCCUGUAUGCUAAAUAGCAGCUGGCUCCUGCUGAGUUCAAAACUAAGUCCCCCUUUUUCCUCCCAUGUGAAACAGCCUCAAAUCAUUUACACAACUGAAUCCCUAAGAACUUAAGCAGGAGCUAAAACACACUGCUAUUUGACAACUUGUCCAUGUGAAAUGCUGGUCUCAGUUCCAUUCUUUGAGAAGAAAUGAUUGCAUUAUGGAAGCUUGCCAAUUAAAUUUUAGCAUUAUUGACCAAACCCCACAGUGUUGAUUUACAGGAACAUUAUUUUGUGGGAAACUUCUAGGCAUGUGUUAGCAGCCUGUUGGUAAUUGAGGAAUAUCUCUUUCAAGUAGUUCACUUGUCUGCCCUGGGGACAGUGGACUUUGUCUUCAAGUACUUAAAUUCUGUACCUUGACUUCAGUUAAUGGUAAUUGAAGGAGAAACAUUUCUGCUUAUUAUAGUACAAGUUCAUAUCUUUAGAUAAGAAGGGAAAAUCUUAACAUUCUAAGGAAAUAUGUAAAAUUACCCUGUCUGUUGUGGUUUACAGUUUAAAAAUAUAUUAAUGGAAAAAGUUUAACUUGAGUUGUACAGGGUUUAAAAGUUAAAUGUGACUAUGUAUUGUAUGUUUAUAUUUUGUAUGGAUCAUACAGUAUUAAUUCUAGAGCAAUGUUUGUCAACCCAUGCCUUUCAGAGUACCUUGUAACCUUGCCACAGGAGGCAAAGUGAAAAUAUACCACCACAAGAGCAGGAUGAAUGGUGCUUGCAUUACGUUAUUGUGUAUUUUUGUGUCUUGGGGUAUGUGACAAUUAAGACGCCAUUGCUCUAGAGAGAGGGAUUAGCACCAGCACUUCGUAUACCAAACUGAGCCACACUGACUGUGUCAGCAAGUAUUUUUUUAUUUAGAUAUACUUCAGGUCGAAGUCUGAUUUUAAUGAAACCAUUAUUUCUAGAAGCAGUUUUUUAAAUAUUUAUCUUUGUAUGAAAAGACAGAGGUGGCUGGCACUGUCACAGAGUGCCACUUUAUUCUCUUGUCUUAGCCACUCCACCCCAUGCAGUAGAAAUGCACCAAAGGGUGUUUGCCACCUUGCACUGCUUACUACACUUUAAACGUAUAGCAUUAAUCGUUUCAUCCUACGUGUUAGGAAUUCCUAACUCUAAAAGAAAUACCAGAAUGGUGUGGAGUGUGUGUAAUGCACACGUAAGACUUUAAAGAAUGUAAUUUUAUUUUACGGAAGUGUCAUUUGAAAUUUUUCAUGGCAAAAGCUGGGAAGGAGAGAGAUUUAAUCUUGCAGAAUGAAGUGCCAAUGUGAAAUACACAGGCUCUCUGUGUCUAGCUAGAGAAUAUUCAAUGCCUGUAGUAGACCCAGAAUUUCAAUACUCUGGGUCAUUCUACAGCAGCACUUACCCCAUCCCUUACGUCACACUGAACUUACUAUGCCAAGUUCAGUUUCUGAAGUCUUGCAGUGUUUAAUAUAUGGCUCCACCACUGUCUCCCUCCUCCCUGCCAAACCAGCACUGUAGCACUGGGGCAAAGGUCCCGUCUGCAAAGAAAGUACUUGCUGUUUUAUUUCAGGUGGUGUUUAUUGACACAAGUACAAAACCAAAGUAUUUUUCAUGCUGGGUCUGUCAAAGCAUGUUGAUUUUGCCGUGUUAAGCCAACAUACAGAUUCUUACUCCUGCAGAAUGCCAUAGGAAUCAUCCUUCUUGCUGUGUAUUGCCACUGCUGAGGGUAAAAUACAAGAGCACAUUCCCUAACUGUAGAAUUCGUACCCAACCGAAGAACUGUACCGUAAAAUCUUAAAUUUCCAUGUUUCUUAUGUUUCCAGCACUAAUUUCAAGGAAAAACAGGGGAAGAUAAACUCUGUAGCUAAUGGUACUUUUAUGUGUAUAAAACUUUGUAAGUGUUAGAUCUUAGCGGUAAGAUCAUUUUUUUAAUUAAUGUGAUGUAGAACUAGUGCAACAUUGAAAACUUGGAGAAUAUAAGUAAAUAAAUAUAUGUAAACAA